Messenger RNA from Annulohypoxylon truncatum, 2659 nucleotides. Its product is annotated as GPI mannosyltransferase 4. The transcript is spliced from 4 exons. The coding region runs from base 684 to 2270 and encodes 528 amino acids. Gene Ontology annotation, biological process: GPI anchor biosynthetic process. The record is from RefSeq and is a predicted model, not a curated record. NCBI's taxonomy places the organism in Eukaryota, Fungi, Ascomycota, Sordariomycetes, Xylariales, Hypoxylaceae. Gene Ontology annotation, molecular function: alpha-1,2-mannosyltransferase activity. Gene Ontology annotation, cellular component: endoplasmic reticulum membrane.
AUAGUACGCCAUGUAGGUACAUACAUAUGUACUGUCCUGAAAAUAACGUUAUCAAAGUUAACGAUCGAACGAGGAUGCAUGCGCGUUACCCAAAAAGCUACCAGACAGCUGGUAAAAAUUGCGCUUCGUGACCCGUGUCAUCUUACCUUCCUUCCACCAUCCCGUUCGUUAUCCCUACCCGGAUAGCUUGCAAUUUAAUAUUGUCAUUACCACAUUCGGUCUCUCUUUCAUUCUGUUGUAAUUUUUAUUUACGCUCUCUCCAUCCCCUCACUUUCCAAUAUCACUUUAAUAAUCCCUCCUUUAUCUUUUUAUUCGUUGUAUAUUGUGUGAGGUACUAAAUAAUGCAUUUUGAUCUGAUCUGAUCUUCUCGCCUUUCGUCAUAUUAAUUUUUUUGUUGACUUUAGAGAAGAGUUCGAUCGAGUACAUAGAUUGCGUAUCACUUAGCACCCCCGGACGUUAACAAAAUACUCGACGCGUCAACAGAGACUCGCCGGUUCCACACAAAUCCGAUUUAUAUUCUGAAUGCGAUAGCGACAGCGCAUGCGAUCCCUCAGCCGUGACCGUGCGACGCAACCGCGAUACGACCGCAUCUAGCAACGAUCAACUACACAUCCUUUGCAUUGGGCCAAAUAGCAAACACGGCAUUGUAGAUGCGUCCGUAAGGUUGGUCUGAGUCGGGAACUAUGUGGCGGCGUACCUAUCUGCUUCUUGUCCUGGUACGACUUUGGUUUGCUCUUUCGCCGAGCUAUCUUCACCCGGACGAGAAUUUUCAAGGUCCCGAGGUCAUAGCUGGCCAGAUCUUCAGUUACCCUGUCCGGCUAACCUGGGAAUUUACGAGCGAAUACCCUAUACGCAGCGUCUUUCCGCUAUGGCCGGUUUACGGGUUGCCUAUGCUCCUACUACGAUGGUUGUGGAUCGGCAAUGGCAACGACGGCGAUAUACCACCGAUCGCCGUAUUCUGGACGUUGCGCUUCCUGAUGUUUAUCAUCAGCUUCGUCUUGGAGGACUGGGCUAUUCAUGAGCUGGUUCAGUCUCAGUCGUGGCGGCACCGUCAAGUCGCUAAGUUGCUAGUCGCAUCUUCGUAUGUGACUUGGACUUUUCAGACUCAUACUUUCUCUAACUCGAUCGAGACCCUUGCGGUUGCGUGGUGCUUGGUUCUCGUCGAGCGCAUUCUCGAAGCCUCGGCUUCCUCUUCUCUGGCGGCGUCAACGGUCCUCGGAAUCGUGGCUGUCUUCGGCGUUUUUAACAGGAUAACUUUCCCUGCAUUCUUACUCAUUCCUGGGCUUCGGUUGAUACCCCAUUUUAUAAAGAAACCUCUGUCUUUGCUCGUCAUGGCAACUUCUGGGCUCUUGACGGCUCUAAUCGCCAUCUCGCUUGAUACGUCGUUCUAUACCCCCCAUUCCAUUUAUUGGUCGGAUCUGUACCGCCAUCCAGUGAUUACUCCGUUCAACAAUCUGCGAUACAAUAUCUCGCCUUCCAAUCUGGCGGAGCACGGGUUGCAUCCUUGGUACCAACAUAUCUUAGUCAACCUCCCACUACUCAUAGGGCCAGCCGUGAUGCUUCUGUUUAUAAGGCCACAUUUGUCUUUGAGACUUGCAUCGGCAGUAUCUGGCGUCUCUGUCCUUUCAAUAUUUCAACAUCAAGAAGCCCGGUUCCUGCUCCCUGCUAUACCACUUCUCCUCUCAUCCCUGCAGCUUCCAAAGAAUCCAACGUUUUUCAAAGUUUGGGUUAGUAUUUGGGUGGGCUUCAAUGUGAUCCUCGGCCUACUUAUGGGGAUAUACCACCAAGGCGGCAUCGUGCCAGCUCAAGUGUUUUUGAGCAAACAACCGGACGCGACACAGGCUAUAUGGUGGAAGACAUAUAUGCCGCCGAUUUGGCUUCUGAAUGGGAAGAACGCGGUUCUACAGACAAGGGACGUGGCCGGAAUAGAAGGGAGUAAACUACUAGAAGAACUGGGGCGGAUAGCUACCUGUGAUACACCGGCCGACAGGAGGAGCCUUGAAUACCUCAAGGAACCGAAUGGCACAUACCUCAUCGCACCACUUUCGUCGAUAUGGCUGGAUCCGUAUUUAGAUAAUAAGGGUUUAGAGGGGCUUAGGUUUCGGGAGGUUUGGAGGCACACCAAACACCUGAACCUAGAUGAUUUGGAUUGGGCGGAGGAUGGGUUCUGGCCUACUUUGAAGAGGGUGGUUGGUAGGCGAGGACUAGCUGCUUGGAGAGUAACCAAGAGCUGUGGCCGUCCUGCGAGGUACGACAAGCUUCGAAUAUAAUAACAUUCAUGCGAAUAUGCCAUCUGUCGCGGGUCCCUAGCUAUCCAUCGGGAAUUUGUCGUUCAACGAGACUACGAGGUUUCGUUUCGUAUAUGAACACGUGAAGGCGUGAUCACCCACCUGCCUACGCAUCUUUAUUAUUCCAUUACUACCGGAUUCCUGGUGUCUCGGUCAAAUUUAUGUCCUUGCUAUAUGCAAUGUUAGGUACCUAAGUAGACAUACGGUAUACGUCCGGUACGUAUCAAAUGUACUAUGUAGGUUAAGGGGAAAAUGGAUAUCCCGGUGCGACCGUUAGACUAACGUAAGCCAAUCAAGGUUUAGUUUACUAUACUAACCGUAGGAUAUACGUACCUGGGUAGUAAUUUCUAAAGCUUUAAUUGGUUGUUAAU